Messenger RNA from Gastrolobium bilobum, 967 nucleotides. RefSeq names its product octanoyltransferase LIP2, mitochondrial. Gene Ontology annotation, biological process: protein lipoylation. Gene Ontology annotation, molecular function: lipoyl(octanoyl) transferase activity. Lineage: Eukaryota; Viridiplantae; Streptophyta; Magnoliopsida; Fabales; Fabaceae. The record is from RefSeq and is a predicted model, not a curated record. Bases 252 to 959 code for a protein of 235 amino acids. The transcript is spliced from 2 exons. Gene Ontology annotation, cellular component: mitochondrion.
CGUUUCCUUCUUAUAUCUCUGCAAUGCAGUUAUGCUCAAUAGUAAUACUGCAGCACUUUCAACAUCAGGUUGACCACCUCCAUUACUAGUCCUCGCAAUAUUCUUCAAUUUACUCGGUGCCUUAUUACCCAUCUCAAUUAAUUCAAGAUCACUCUUAUAUCUCAUCUAAACCAACACGUUGAAAUAUUUUCACCCACCCAUUAUAUUUUCUUAUCUAUCCCAGGUGUGUCCUUUCUUCUUCAUUCCAGGGAAUGAGGGUUUUGCGAACCCUUGAGGUCUGGAAACUGGGAGUAGUCAACUAUUUGGAUGCAUUAAAACUGCAGGAAAAGCUGGUCUUGGAUAGAAAAUCUCAUAUUAGAUGUGAUACUCUUCUGUCUUUGCAACACCCACCUACAUACACUGUUGGCAAAAGGCAAACUGUUCACAAUUUAUUAAUCCCCCAGUCCGAUCUGGAACAAAUUGGAGCUGAACUUCACUACACACAACGGGGAGGGGACAUUACAUUUCAUGGUCCACACCAAGCCAUUUUAUAUCCUAUUAUAUCACUUCGUGACAUGGGACUUGGUGCUCGAAGUUUUGUAGAAAAAAUUGAGUUAACUAUGAUUGAACUGGCAGCUUUAUAUGGUGUGAAAGCUUGUCCUGGACAAACUGGUGAGACUGGGGUUUGGGUUGCAGAAAGGAAGAUAGGUGCAAUUGGUGUUCGGAUAUCGAGCGGAAUCACUUCUCAUGGGAUGGCAUUUAACAUUGAUCCUGAUUUGACCUACUUUAGGUACAUUGUUCCCUGUGGUAUUACAGAUAAAGAAGUGACAUCUUUGAGAAGGGAGACAAAUGUUGUCCUUCCUGCUGAAGAAAUAAUACAGGAGCAGUUGAUUACUUGUUUUGCAAGAAUCUUUGGUUAUAGUAACCUGAUAUGGAAGGAGGAUGCUUCAAUAUUUUCUGAUAAAAAUGAAAUUGAAUGAGAAAGCUA